UAAUAUUCUUACACCCUCCUCCUUAUAUAAUUACAUAUAUAUCUACAUAUAAAUAUCUCAUUACACAUUUCAUAAGACCUCACGAAGCAAACCAAUUCUAUUUUUUCUGUAAGAGAGAGAGAGAGAGAGAUAGCCAGAGAAUAAUACUUGUUUUUGAUAUGCCAACAUCUCUACAAUUUCAGAGACCUUCCACCGCCGCAGAAUCAGCCAACCACCACCACCACAAACAGCUUCAGAAAAUGAGCCUCACGCGCGGCAUGGCUGACGUCCCGGAGCACGUGGAGCUUUCCCACACGCACGUUGUGGAACCCUCUCAGUGCUUCUCCGUCGUGGUUCAGGACGUGGACGCUCCGGCUUCCGCCGUCUGGUCGAUUCUCAGCCGCUUCGAACACCCUCAAGCGUAUAAACACUUUGUGAGGAGCUGUCACGUGGCUGCCGGAGACGGUCGAGAGGUUGGCUCCGUGAGGGAGGUCCGAGUCGUCUCUGGUCUCCCCGCUGCGUUCAGCUUAGAGCGGCUUGAGAUCAUGGACGAUGAUCGCCACGUCAUGAGCUUCAGCGUCGUGGGUGGGGACCACAGGCUUCAGAACUACAGAUCGGUCACGACGGUGCACGAGUCGACGGAUGAUAAUAAGAAGACACGUGUCGUUGAGUCAUACGUGGUUGACGUGCCGGCUGGUAAUGAUAAGGAUGAGACUUGCAGCUUCGCCGACACCAUUGUGCGUUGCAACUUGCAAUCGUUGGCUAAACUCGCCGAGAACCCGCCUAGAAUCUCGUAAUUACAUUUUCGUUUGAACUUUUUAAUUUUAUCUUUAUCUUCUAAUAUAUUCUCUAUUUCAAGAUUUUAUCUUCUUUUUUAGGUUCUAGAUUAUUUAAUCAUCGUCGGGGAUUUUUCGAAACUACAAAAAAUGAAUGGUUUUGGUUUUUCGAAGUUAGGGUUUUAGGGUUUGUUAAGUGUUCGUUUCGACGAUACUUUAGUUCACCCUUAAGAUCGUUACUUCUUGAGCUCUUGUGUAAAUACAAUCUCGUAGUUUUUAAAUAAACAAGACAUUGUUUGUUUAGGUUUUUUUAUCUUCCUAGUGUUCUUCUUACCAGUUACUUCAAAAUAUGUAUGAUCUUUGUUUAAUCAUGUAACAAUAUAAUGUUCAGUUACUGACUACUGUUUCUAUAUUUUCGAUA
Molecule: messenger RNA, 1176 nt
Organism: Brassica napus (rape)
Lineage: Eukaryota; Viridiplantae; Streptophyta; Magnoliopsida; Brassicales; Brassicaceae
Product: abscisic acid receptor PYL6
Exons: 1
Coding region: 159-776 (205 amino acids)
Biological process (GO): abscisic acid-activated signaling pathway
Cellular component (GO): cytoplasm; nucleus
Molecular function (GO): abscisic acid binding; signaling receptor activity; protein phosphatase inhibitor activity
Source: RefSeq, a predicted model, not a curated record